This is a messenger RNA of Prorocentrum cordatum, 5241 nucleotides long. The record is from the annotation of a GenBank genome assembly. Lineage: Eukaryota; Dinophyceae; Prorocentrales; Prorocentraceae.
GACGACGACUCAGGGGAUUCGGCAGGGAAGUACGAGUUGCAAGGCAAGGGCGGCUCAGGCGGCUCGGAGACGGACUCGGAGAGGUCAGCGCAGUCGAGAGGGUUCGGUACGCCAGAGCAGGUGAAGAAGACGAUGGCAGAGGUGCACGGAAGACUCGAGUCAGGCGGGGAGCACGAGCAGCACGACCAACGACGUGGAGAUCGUAAAGGAAAAGACACACUUUGCCCGACGUGGGACGGAAAGGACCUCAGCGAGUGGCCAGAGAAGAGGUUGGCCAUAGACAGAUGGAAUAGAUUGACGGCGGUACCACCCGAGGAGCAGGGCGAGACCCUGCUACUGCAUUUGACGAAGGAGGCGGCGACGGCGACGAGGCACCUACGACUAGGUUCGGUACAGUACGCAGGCGGUCUACAAGCAGUCAUUUUGGCAUUGGACACGCUGGCGUUCCCAGAGGCAGACGCGGAGACCUUCCAGCAGCUGGUCCUCAUCCAGACAGGCUACGACUACAAUGUCAACAGGUUUGUCUCGAUUCUGAAGCGGAUGGCGGACGACAGCACGGUGACUGAGAAGAGUGCACCGACAAAAGGGGCAUACUUGGCGGGAAUCGACGAGGACGAGCCGCUGAUGUCCGAGGGCGGUGAUACAGAGAGUGCCGUGUGCGACGCGAUGGCCAACCUGCUCGGGAUAGACGACGAUGGAACGCCCGGCGGACAAGAACCAGCUGACGAUGGAGAACGGAUCCUGACGGAGGUCGAGGCGCUCGACUGCCUCGCGGCCAUCGUCCCACCACCGACGAAGCCGCGGACUUGGGGCGAGGCUCGGAAGAUCGUGGCGGACAAGAAGACCAAUCGGGAAUUUCGCAACCUGCAGGACGGCAAGAAGCUCAAUGAUAACAUAGAGGACAUCAAGAAGCGCACGAAGUGUGGCACAUGUAAGAAGGUUGGACACUGGCACCAGCGAGAGUGCCCCGACAAUCCCAAGAAUAAGAAUAUGCCGACGGGAGGUUUCGUCGCCAUGACGGUGCUGCAGGACGACGAGAUUUGCAGCUACAUCGUGACAGAGGCGAAGAUGGCGUCAAGGUCGAUCCUCGUAGAGCACAUCAACCUGGCGAUUGACAUCGAGACGUCGGGCAGGCUGGGCUGGGGAGCACUUGACACGGCCUGCGGUUUCAACAUGAUGGGGCUGGACACCUACGCGAAGUGGGAGAUACAUUGCAAGAAGGAGCAUGGCAUCACGCUGCAUACGAUCCCGUACCACAAGAAGUACAGGUUCGGCAAUGACCAGAUCUGCACGGCGACGGACGGGGCGAUCAUCCCGAUCAUGCUGGGCGACUUCGUUGGUCUCGUUUUCGUGUGUUUGGUGCAGGGAGCGGCUCCACUUUUGUUGUCCAAGACAUUUGUAGUGGAGCUGGAGGCGUCCCUCCAUGCAUUUCAGUUUGAGUUGGAGUUGCCUGAGCAGAGCCUGCGACUCCCUUUGGCGCACGCUGGAGGGGAACACUUCUUGCUGCAGCUGGAUAACUUCACGAAACCGUGGAGCAAGCCUGAAGGUUGGACACUGUGCACGAAAGAGGAUCAAUUCGUGGAUCUGACGGAGACGACCGAGCAGGAGGAGUGGGAAACGCGGGGCGACGAGGUGCUGGACCAGCCACCUCGGAGCAAGGCUCCGAUCGCCUUGAAGGAGCUACUGCAGGACGAGAACGCCAACGCGAUGACCAACCAGCUGGUGGAGAAUCUGCGCGGCCACCUCGGGGCGGACAUCAGCGACCAGGCGCUCAAGGUGUUAGGCGAAACGGACAAGAUGAGGGAGGCCAUGGAGGACGCGAUUCCUGAGUGCACCGCCUUCCUCGGCCAGCUGGGCGAGCAGGUUCGCGAUGGCGACGAGAUGAUGGAGACUGGCGGGGUUCCCUUGCACGAAACUACUGAGCGGAAACAAGUGAUGGUCGUGGCAGGACAUCACUUACUGGCGAGACGUGGGCAGAAGGAGGCUUGGAACAUGAUCAAGAGUGCGAGCCCCUUACUCGUGAUCAUCAAGCCGCCCAAGGACAUCUACAACAAGAAGCUCAAGGAGAAGAUCGGCAGGGACGUGCUGACCUUCAUGUCGGACAUGGCGAUCCAGCAGGCGAUUAACGGCAGGUACUUCUACUACGAGCAGGCGUCAGAGUACGGGGAGAUGCUGAGUCAGGAGUUCGCGCAGGGCUCUCUGCAGAACAAGCUGGGGGACGCGCCGAUGCCCCUGCAGGAGCUUACGGGGGCUUCGGCACGAGCUAUCGUGAAGGCCAAGGUGAGCGAUCUGGCGACCGUCGAGACGAAGAUGGACGACGAAAUUUCCAGUUUGCAGCGCGUGUCUCGUUGUCCGGCGCCCGUCUCCAACAACGAGGACGAGAGGGGCGCGGAUCCGCACGUCAAGCAGCAGGGGCAGAAGAUGCACGAGAACAUGGGCCACUGCAGUAACGAGAAUCUUGUGAUGGUUUUGAAGUAUGGCAGGGCUCGCCAGGCCUUCAUCGAGGCCGCGCAGCAUCUGGUUUGUCCAAGCUGCGAGGCAAAUGAGCGUCCCAGGAUGGCCAAACCGGCCAAGGCCCCCACGACCUACCAGUUCAACGGCGUCAUCGGCAUGGACAUAUUCUUCGUCCUAGGUCUUGAGAACACCACCAAGGUGCCGAUGCUCAACAUCGUGUGUCGCGGGGCGGGGCACCAAGUCGUGAUACCGCUACCGAGUAGACAAGGUCAGCAGAUCAGACGACAUUAUCGGGCUUUCUGGGAGCGCGCGUACGGCACUCCCAGGAUCAUCGUGAUAGACGGCGAGAAGGGUUUCUCAACGGGCGAGUUUCCAGAUGCAGCCGAAGGAGACGGCGCGGAGGUGAAGGUGGCGAGUGCUACAUCGCCAUGGCAGGCGGGUAAGACUGAGAGGGCUGGGGGCACUUGGAAGGAGACCUUCUACCGCACCAGGCAGAAGUUCAACGCCAAGAACUGGGGCGACUUCUACGAGCUGGUCGACUCAGUCAACGCUGCGAUUGGAGAAAGUGUGCGCCGCGGUGGUUUCACGCCUUAUCAGAGAGUCUUUGGAAGGCCCUUUCAACUUCCAGAGAAGAUCUUGGAGGAGGGCUCGCCGAGUCUGGCGACGGUAUCUCGAGCCAUGAACGGAGACACCGAGCUUGCCAGGAGCAUCGGCAUGCGCAAAGCAGCCAUGGCAGCGAGCAUCGAGGCGGAGUGCACCGAGAAGCGGCGACGAGCUCUCAAUAUAAGGUCUCGACCGCAGAGGGGCGCGACUUUUCAGCCUGGAGGUCGCUGCUAUUUCUGGAGGAGUAGUACGGACAAACUACCCGUCAGCUCCUGGCAUGGCCCAGCACGAGCCAUCCAGACCGAGCUGCCAAGCACGGUGUGGUGCUCGUACCAGGGCGGGCUACUGAAAUGCUCACCAGAACAGCUUCGACACGCCAACGAGGGUGAGAUAUCCGCCUGGGAGCAGAUCGACCACGCGAUGAAGGAGGAGGUGGGCACCGAUAGCCGCGGCAGGCGCACGUAUGAGGACCUGACCAAGCAGCCCGCACCCGCGGAGGAGGAGGUUCUGGACGACGUACCUCCGACAGCACCUCCAGAGCCAGCAGGCAAUGAUCAACCAGCGGCUUCCCUGGAGCCGCCGACGGUGGAGAUCGAGCGUUCCUCUGACGUGAGGGCAGAUCCGAUCCUCAUGGGCCCGCAGUGCUACGACGACCUCGACGACGUGCCGAUCACCAGCAAGAAGGCUCUAGUCAACCCUGACGCUGCGAUGCCAGUGGCGCAGCGUAUCGCGACCAUCGAGGAGGUCACGGAGAAGUCUCUCCUGAACACCUACAGGUACCAGCCGUCCAUCUUAGCCAAGCGCAGGGAGUGGGCCAACAUACAGAAGGAUCCCGCACUGGCCGCUCGGAUCAUGGGCUUCAGGUGGGUGCUUACGGACAAGGACGGCGACCGCAACGAGCCCGACGCGAGCAAGAAGUCCCUGCUCUUCAUGAAUGGCAGCGGCUGGAGGAUGGCCAAGGCACGCUGGACCGUCCAGGGACACACCGACCCUGACCUGCUGGAGCUCGAAACCUACAGCCCAGUUGUUGGCAAGGACUCGGUCUUCCUCAUCCUGCAGAUCCUGUGCACCAACAAGUGGACGCUGCAGCUCGCGGACAUCACGUCGGCUUUUACGGCAGGAGACCCACUGGACAGUUAUGCCAAAGAGAUCGGGUUUCAGUGCUCCAUCUUUGACGGCUGCGUCUUCUACCUCAGGGACGACGAGGGCUUGCACGGCGUCAUGGGGCUUACGGUGGACGACAUCGUGGGCGGUGGCGACCAGAAGUUCGACGAGAAGGGGAAGUACACGGGCAAGGAGCUCGACCAUAACGACGACAACACGGAGAUCACGAUAUCGCAAUGUCAGAGCUCCGCCAAUAUUCAACAGAUCGACAUCGCCACAGAGAGGCGCGAGACGCCGCAGUCACCAGUGACGCCAGCAGAGUUGCAUCAGGCACGGAGCCUGCGCGGCUCCAUUGCGUUCCUGGCGCGGGGCAAGGUGCCGAAUCUCACCGUGGACGACUUGCUGGAGGCAGAUCGUAUUGGCCGCAUGACCAAGGAGUUCUGCGAAGUAGUGCUCAAGGUACGAUGCAUCGUGUUCGCUACGCAGCGCAAGAUCCUGGAGGGCGAAGCGGCCACCAUCUCCAUCCAAUCCUGGAAGAGCCACAAGCUGAAGAGGAAAUGUGCGCACCAGUUUGGCGCGGAGACGUUGGCCAUCUCUGAGGGCAUGGCUAUGGCGGAGCUCAUCAGGACCAUGCUGCUGGAGAUCGUCGACUCCGAGUUCGAUCUGAUGCGUCCUUACCUGCUCGCUGGUCGUUUUCCCGUCAUCAGUGUGACAGACUCCAGGGGCGGGUACGAUCAUGUUACUAACCCCAAGGCGGGACUGUCGGAGGACAAGAGGGCAGCGAUCGACGUGGCCAUCAUGCGCUCAGCAAUGCAGCGACCUCAGGUUCACCUACGAUGGAUCGAGGGUACCAGUCAGCUGACCGACCGACUCACCAAGCGCAAGGGUGAGAGUACGCUACUUCGACACGCUCUGGAGCUGGGCGAGUACGGCAUCACCGCGGACAGCAUCGUGCUACGCCGACGGGAACAAGAACGACAGAUGAGGAAGAAGAAGGGCGACCAUACUUAUGCCUGCUCGGUGGAGUGUUGUUUUUCAGGACUGGACCUGUACGAGAUGGACUGCACGGGCACCCUUAAA